GAUUUAAAAUUCUGAAUUUUUGUUUUGUGUUUACAAAGUUCCUGGCUGUACUAGACAAAAUCAACUGGAAAUGGAAUAAAUAGACCAGUCAAUCAUGUAUUCGGCAUUUAUAUAAUAAAUUAUCCAUAUUCAUUACUAGUUUGUAUAUCAUAUUUAGCCAUGCGGGCUGAUUCUCCUGUUUUAUCGCCAGAUGCUUUGUCUUCAUUAUUGAGCCAAAGCCUGCCAAUACACAUCAGCGUAGAGACUGUGACCAACAACCCCCAGCUUGGUCAACUGCUGGAGAGCCUCACUGAGCACCUCACGCCAACUGCUGUGCGCUCAUCCACCCAACAACAUUUGAACAAUGCCACUGCUGCUCUAAAACAUGCAAGGUUGGCAUACAUGGAACAAGCUGCUCUGUCCCACUACAUGUUAUCUGCCAUACGGUCAACAAAUGCUCCAAAUGUUUUGCAACCGAUAGAAGACUUGUAUGCUCUAGCGGAGCUUACAGGCUCAUUGAAGCUUCCAUUCAAGUCCCAGGAGGCAACCACAAAUUCUGAUCACAACAGCAACACAGACGACACUCCACCUCUCACAGCCAUGGCCAUCAGUAAAACAUUCAACAGCAGCACUCAUUCUCACAUCUCUUCUGAGAGUAGCAGCCACAACUCUUAUGCAGGACUGAGCUCUUUAAUGAACUGCAGCAAGAGUUCUAAUAUGGGUCGGCUUGCUGAUAAUUCUACACACAGCUCCUCUGAUAAUAUCUGUUCUUGCUGUGAUAACAAACCUUGUUCUGAAGUUGCCAAUGCUCUCAAGUACAAACCUGAAAAGGUUCGGGACCCAGUGACUUAUCAGCUGUGCAGUCCUAAAACGCUGACAGAAAAAGCAGCAAGACUCUGUGCUGGCAGCAGAGUUUCUUCUUUGCUGGCACAACACACCAGCGACCGCAUCGUGACUGCCUGGCAAAAAAUCCGAUCCUGUAUCCUCCUGCCUGACGACUCUGCUGGUGAGGAGACCGCCGUGCCGCGCCUGCUGAGCCUCAGCGACCAGUGCUGCAGCAGCGCCCGCCUCCUGCACUCCUCCUGCAUCAUCACACACGUCCUCCUGCU
This is a messenger RNA of Hyalella azteca, 1088 nucleotides long. RefSeq lists its product as uncharacterized. The annotation marks the transcript as partial. The transcript is spliced from 6 exons. NCBI's taxonomy places the organism in Eukaryota, Metazoa, Arthropoda, Malacostraca, Amphipoda, Hyalellidae. The record is from RefSeq and is a predicted model, not a curated record.